Messenger RNA from Rhinolophus ferrumequinum (greater horseshoe bat), 4710 nucleotides. It is a transcript of the gene RIPK1, whose product is annotated as receptor interacting serine/threonine kinase 1. The transcript has 11 exons. The record is from RefSeq and is a predicted model, not a curated record. Gene Ontology annotation, biological process: signal transduction; protein phosphorylation. Lineage: Eukaryota; Metazoa; Chordata; Mammalia; Chiroptera; Rhinolophidae. The coding region runs from base 981 to 2984 and encodes 667 amino acids. Gene Ontology annotation, molecular function: ATP binding; JUN kinase kinase kinase activity; protein binding.
CACUUUCCAGGCUCUGGGCCUCACGUGGAAAGGUGUUGUCUUGGUUAGUAGAUGGCCAUCAGCUGUAAUCAGAUGGCCAUCUGCCUUGGCUAGGUGUCCAUUAGUUGUUACUGGUUAGCCCUUAGUCGUUAAUACUACUGCCGUGGCUAUGCUGGCAAGGGGGUUGCUUGGCAGAGAAGUGGAUGGCAGGUUGCCGCUAGCCAGUGUGGUUAGCAAGCGGACUGUGGAUUGCGGAUCCUGUUGAUCCUACUUCCUGUGUCUCCCCUGGCCGCCAGGGAGACAGGAUUGCAGGAAGACCCUCUCAUUGGGGUACUGGUGGAUGUUUGCUUUUGUGUCUCUGUCAGCCGCCAGCGAGAAUAUAGUGGUAUGACUCCCCUAUCUAUGGCUCCGUGGGUGUUCUGUUUUGGCCUCACCGUAUCCUGCGUUCUUGUGUGGGGAGCGGGACCAGAGUCCCUGCAUUAUACCUGUCGUAUUCCCGGAAAUCGGGUGGUGGAUCCAAUUUCCCCUGCACCUGUUCGGGAGGACGAGGUGAGCGGAUGCCCCGCAGCAAUCUGGGUCUUGUACUCAGUUUUAAAAUCCCAGAUAUCUCUCAGCCAAAGGAGCCCAUCUUUAUUUUGUUUUAAAGGAAAUUAGGAGGACAGAAGAAAAGAGGAAAUGUUACCCAGUCCUAGAAACCUCCACCAGAGUUCCGGGAAAUCAGGUGCAGAAUUGUUAACUGUCCAGGUCUCUGUCGCUCUCAGGCUUGCGGGAGGUUUCGGUGUAAAUCCGUACUAGAGUGGAGAGACCUGACCUCAGGUCACUAGAACCGUGUGACGUAGGAACACACCUUUCGUUGUUAUUAUCUUUGUUGUUUUGGUAGGGGUGAUGGGUUUCCAUUGCUGUAGCUUUCCGGUACAAUCAUGGAUGCCCUUGCCAUAAUAGGGGCACAGCUCUGAGGGGGGAAAAAGGUGUAUUUUUGAGCAUUUGGAAGGAAACCAGACAUGUCAUUGGAUGACAUUAAGAUGAAGUCUAGUGACUUCCUGGAGAAGAAGUAUCUAGACAGCGGAGGCUUCGGAAAGGUGUCUUUGUGUUUACACAGAUCGCAUGGACUCGUAAUCCUGAAAAAGGUGUACACGGGGCCCAAGUGCACCGAGUACAAUGAAUCCCUCCUUGAGGAGGGCAAGAUGAUGCACAGGCUGAGGCAUCAGCGGGUGGUGAAGCUCCUAGGCGUCAUCAUAGAGGAGGGAAACUACUCUCUAGUGAUGGAGUACAUGGAAAGGGGCAACCUGAUGCGUGUGCUGACAGCUGAGAUCAGUCUCCCCCUUUCUGUAAAAGGAAGGAUAAUUAUGGAGACCAUUGAAGGAAUGCGGUAUUUACAUGCAGAAGGUGUAAUACACAAGGACCUAAAGCCUGAAAAUAUCCUCGUUGAUAAUGACUUUCACAUUAAGAUAGCUGAUCUUGGCGCCGCUUCAUUUAAGACGUGGAGUAAGCUGACUAAAGAAGAACAUAAUGAGCAGAGGAAAGUGAAGAGUCCUUCUAAGAAAAAUGGCGGCACCCUCUGCUACAUGGCCCCUGAGCACCUGAAUGACAUCAAUGCAAGGCCCUCGGAGAAGUCAGAUGUGUACAGCUUUGCCAUAGUGCUUUGGGCAAUAUUUGCGAAUAAGGAGCCGUAUGAAAAUGCUAUCUGUGAGCAGCAGUUGAUAGUGUGCAUUAAAUCCGGGAAUAGGCCAAAUGUGGAAGACAUCAUUGAGUACUGCCCUAAGGAGAUUAUCAACAUCAUGAAGGAAUGCUGGGAGGCGAAUCCGGAAGUCCGGCCCACAUUUACUGGUAUUGAAGACAAAUUUAGGCCUUUUUAUUCAAAUCAUUUAGAAGCAUAUGUAGAAGAGGAUGUGAAGAGUUUAAAGAAAGAGUAUCCUGACCAAAAGGAAAUGGUGAAGAGAAUGCAGUCUCUCCAAAUGGAUUGUGUAGCAAUACCUCCAAGCAGGUCAAAUUCAGCCACCGAACAGCCCAGUUCUCUACAUAGUUCACAGGGACUCAGGAUGGGUCCCGUGGAGGAGUCCUGGUUUGCUUCUUUCCCAGAGCACCAGCAGGAGGAAAAUGAGCUCAGCCUGCAGAAUAAACUCCAGGAGGAGGCCAACUACCAUCUUUUUGGCAGCCGCAUGGACAGGCAGACAAAAGAGCAACCCAGACAGAAUGUGGCUUACAAUAGAGAUGAGGAAAGGAAACGAAGAGUCUCCCAUGACCCUUUUGCACAGCCGAGACCUUAUGAGAAUGUUCAGAAGCCAGGAAUAAAAGGCCUUGCUCCUACCAGUACAACCAGUCAAAGUAAUGCGGUACACCAACCAACGGGGCUGACCAGCCAACCCCAAGUACUGUACUGGAACAAUGCAUCAUUUGGUACACAUGUUUUCGGGACAAGACCAUUGGAUGUACAAACAGUAGGUUCCAGAGUUUGGUGUGGGCCAAAUCCAAGCCAAAUGCCAAGCCUGCAUAAAACUCCAGUGCCUGAGACCACCCUACUAGGAAACACACCCACCAUUCCAUUCGUCUCCUUUCCAUCAAGAGAUGAGUCUGUAAAAUGUUCCAUAUACAACAGUACCGGCAUUCAGAUUGGAGACAACAAUUUUAUGGAUGUUGGUGGAAUGAGUUUGCCAUUACUGGACAGCACAUACAUGAACUUGAAAGAAGAGCCAGCUUCUAAGUAUCUAGAUAUUUUUGAUAAUACCACUAGUCUGACUGAUAAACACCUGGACCCAGUCAGGGACAAUCUGGGAAGGAGCUGGAAAAGCUGUGCCCGUAAACUGGGCUUCACUGAAUCGCAGAUUGAUGAAAUUGACCAUGACUAUGAGCGAGAUGGAUUAAAAGAAAAGGUUUACCAGAUGCUCCAAAAGUGGCUGAUGAGGGAAGGCAGUAAGGGGGCCACAGUGGGAAAGCUGGCCUAUUCUCUCUACCAAUGUUCAAGAAUAGACCUUCUGAACUCUUUGAUACGCAUGAGCCAAAACUAAGUCUGGAAGGGGCUUUGGCAGCAUGAAGUGAAGUCCUCACUUGGUAAUCCACUGGAAGUGUGCUGCCUCAGAUUACCCAGAAUUCUUUCCUCACUGAUACGGGGAAUGGGAAGGAAAUCUACGGCAGACAACCGACUAAACAGGAACAUUUAUUAAUGGCCAAGCCCCAAUCAAAAAAGAAGCCUAAUUGGGUUUUGAAAGGGAAAGAAGAGAGAUUUGAGGAAGAUCAUUUUCUUUUUGUUCAUCCCAUAACCUUCCAUUAUGCUGUUCAUUCAGUUUCCCGGAGUUUUAUUUGAGUGGUGGAGAAAAACAACAACUCAGAGAAUGUAAACUAAAUCAACUUUCUUAUCUGGUGCUCUCUUCUCCACAUAAGCUCCUGUUAUAACUGAAGUACAGAAAAAUUCCAAGUUCUCUUUAGUUUUUUUUGUAUCACAACCACAGUUCAUUAUAGGGUCUGUUAAGUUCAGCAUCAAAAUGCUGUGUCAAUCACUAUGGGCUUCAAGAAUUGCAUGCACUCUCUGCUCCAUAAAUUAGCUGAAGGGAUUUUAAGGAAUACUAAGAAAGGGAAAACAAAAAUAGAUCACAAAAAUAUCAGAAUUUUCCAGGCAGUUGUUGUAAGAAAUUGCUACUAACUGUGACAACUACAAAAAUUCUUGAUGAAACUUUAAGUUCUUUCCUAGCAUUCUAAUACUUUAUGCACUUUCCCGACCUGUGUGCCUUGAACAGGGAGCAGGUAUGCAGGGAGUUCCACCCCCACCCCGAUGACGGGAGCCUCAGGACUGAUCACUGCUGGACAACUUCCCAGUUUACCCCAGGGUACUGGAGAAAUAUUUUCAUUUGUUUUCUGCGGGCUAUGAUAUAAAAAAAGGACAGCUUCGGAAUCUGGUAAUUGUGCACUCAACCUUUCAAAGCCCACGUGAAACUCAGGAAUGACUGAAGAAACUGGAAGACUGAAGCUAACCGAGUCACCCAGCAUCACUGCCGGCACUUAACACAGAGGGCAUGUCAUUGUGCUUAGGCCUCCCCGGAGGGAAGGAAAGAAGGGUGCAGUGUGGUCAAUCUGGUUGUCAGAACAGAUUCUAGUGUCUGGGGUGUUGGUAACAGUAUUGUUGGUUCUGAUUUAAAUCUCCUCCGGCCCCAGCAGAUACACACACACACUCCUGCAGUGGGACUGUAAGGCAGAAUUUCUCAGCCUCAGUACUAUUAACAUCUUGGGCUGGAUAAUUCUUUGUUGUGGGUACUGUCCUGUGCAUUGUAGGAUGUUUGGAAGCAAUCCUGGCCUCUACCCGCUAGAUGCCAGUAGCGCUCUUCUUCCCCUCCUCCCAUUCCCAGUGGGACAAACAACAAUGUCUCUAGAUAUUGCCAGAUGUUUCCUGGACGGGGAAAAUUGCCCCAGUUGAGAAGGGCACUGCUAUAAAGUAAGAACCUCAGUUCUCUUACCCACGCAUAUUCAGGCUCAAUACUUAGCUGCCACACAGCAUUGCACCACAUACGAGUAUACCAAAAGGAAAACUGGAGGGGGAAGGGUCCCAGGCUUUGCUAGCCGGGGGCUGGAUGAUUUCUUUCUUAAAUGUAUCCCUGUACCUCUGUCCUAACAGUGUUCUAAAAUCUCUAAAUUCUGAAGAUACUGAAUGAUCAAUUUUAAGAGCAAAAAUGGAAAGUAUUUUAAUCGACUUCUUGAAAGUAAAAUUUUGUACUUUAUAUUAAAUAUAAGCCAUUGAAAUGA